CGCGAGAUCACGCUACACAGACGAUGAUCUGGUAGCCUUGUUUCCAGGCCCGGGGCGCCCUUCCCGUUGCUAAGACUAUACAAGUACGGCAGCCUUAUACAGUAGAAUGCUACUCCGUGACCUGUCGCUAAACCUAUAAAUAAAGCCAGCCCCUCCUGUUGUUGAUGCUGCCCUUCCAUCGCGCAGCAUCACUCCACACCUCACCACAACUGGAGUCUGCACUACAAUUACAUCACAGACCACACCUUCCACUCAGCGACUCCAAAAUGCCCGCCGCUGCCAAGUCGUUUUGGCCGGCUCUUGCCGCCUUCAUGGCUCUGUCCUUCACAUACACUGCCGUCGUUGCACGCAACGAAGGCAACGCCAUCGACAACGCCAAGAGAAGAUGGCAACAACAGAAGGCUCGCAGAGAUGCCGCCAUGUCUGCACAAGGAGCACACCUGCUUGAGCAACAACACAAAAUGUAAUGGAUCGACUCCCACAUCACAGCCUACCGGUGUAGGCAAAUUUUGCAUAUCCUCUUGGUCACCCUAGACCGACGCAUCGCUUUUAGAGUUCUGGCCUUGACCCAGCGGUUUUGUUUCUUCCUGGG
This is a messenger RNA of Westerdykella ornata, 592 nucleotides long. RefSeq lists its product as uncharacterized. The coding region runs from base 267 to 467 and encodes 66 amino acids. The transcript has 2 exons. The record is from RefSeq and is a predicted model, not a curated record. Lineage: Eukaryota; Fungi; Ascomycota; Dothideomycetes; Pleosporales; Sporormiaceae.